UAAAACUCCACCAUGAUCAACAAGACCCCACUCUGACAAGAUCCUGCCUUUUACUUCCAGCUGCACAGCUGUUCAGAGAGAGCGCUGCCAGCCCUUCAGCAGCUGGUACAGUAUGCUGCAGCAAGUGUGUGCCCAACCAAUGGGUAGCCACAAGUAAAACUCCACACACUAUUAUGUGAUACUGUAUUUCUCUAUGGGAAACCUAACAGUCUCACUUUAAGCCUUGUAAUUUCCCAGAAUGUUCUGCCGUCCAUCCGUCUAGUCCGCAUCUGGUACAGAAUACUACAAGAUACGGAUCAAUAACCACUUGUUAGCCACUUCCACUGGUUAUUUUCACUUCCUCUGGCUUUAAACUUCGUAAUUUCCCAGAAAGUGAUUGUCAAGCCAUGUAUUUAGAGGAGUGCACAAAGGAGGCACCAAGGAUAGAAGCAUGAGAUGCUGCACGGCCCGUCACUGCUGUAGACUGACAGGAUAUCACCCAGGCACAGAUAUGCCUGCUCACAACACUCGAUAAGCUGCACAUGUUUUUAGGAGGAGGGAGCAGGUUCUCUUACCUUAGCCCAGCUGCAGACUUCUCACGCCUGAUGCAGGCUUGCAAUGUGAAUCGGACAGACAAGCCGCAACAGCCAGGGAAGACGACCAGCUUUUAGACUGUCUUGUGUGCUGUGAAAUCUGGCAGUGGAGGAGAGGGCCACAAAACAAAAAGCAAGAAGCAAUUCUGAAUCAAUAUGCCAUCCAAAGGAAAGUAUCUAAUCAAGGACAAUGAGAACUGGAUGAUUACACAUUCACUGUAUGAGAAGUACCAGUGCAUAAGUCAGUACUACCCACUGCUGCUCAUCCUCCUCUUUGUGGUGGGGACAGCUUGUGUGACUCUCAUCGUCCUUUUCUUCACCACCAGUGAAGAGCUGUCUCAGCAUCUUGCCUUUAUAAUCACAGUGUUUUUGGCCCUAGUGAUUUUCUGUGCGCUCUAUGUUUUGGUAUACACAGAAUCAUUUGUACGGAAGUGGCUUCGUAUAUUUUCCCUGGUGAUCUACGCCUGCCUCCUGACCAUCGGAUUUGUCUUAAUUUAUGAUCCAAUUAAUGUCCAAACAUGGGACCAGGUGCCAUUUUUCCUGUUCAUAACCUUCUCGGUGUACACCAUGCUGCCUCUGGGGAUGCGAGCCUGCCUGAUUAUCAGCAUAAUCUCCGGAAUGUCCCACAUUGUUGUCAUUAGUAUCACCGUCAUGAUGUCCUCCACCACUCGUGACACAAUCGCCUUCGAGCUUAUUGCAAAUGCCAUUAUAUUCCUCUGUGGUAAUCUAAUGGGUGCAUUCCACAAGUACCACAUGUUGGAUGCGUCAAGGGACCUGUACAGCUAUACUGUGAAGUGCAUUCGGGUAAAGAUGAAGCUGGAACUUCAAAAGAGGCAGCAGGAGAGCCUGCUGUUGUCCGUACUCCCUGUUUAUAUUUCCAUGGAGAUGAAGUUGGCUAUUAAGGACAGGCUUAAGGAAACUAAUGACAUUCGCCAACCGGACAAAAACUUCCACAGCUUAUAUGUAAAGCGGCACCAAAAUGUCAGCAUCCUCUAUGCAGAUAUUGUGGGCUUCACUCGGCUCGCCAGUGACUGUUCACCCAAAGAGCUUGUGGUCAUGUUGAAUGAACUGUUUGGAAAGUUUGACCAAAUAGCAAAGGAAAAUGAGUGUAUGAGGAUUAAGAUUUUAGGGGAUUGUUAUUACUGCGUCUCCGGUCUCCCAGUGUCUUUACCAAACAAUGCCAAGAAUUGCGUCAAGAUGGGUCUGGAUAUGUGCGAAGCAAUAAAGCAAGUGAGAGAAGCCACAGGAGCCGAUAUCAACAUGCGGGUUGGAGUGCAUUCUGGGAAUGUUUUGUGUGGUGUCAUUGGAUUGCGUAAGUGGCAGUUCGAUGUUUGGUCACAUGAUGUCUCCUUGGCAAAUCGCAUGGAAUCUGCCGGAGUACCAGGUCGAGUUCACAUCACAGAAGCAACAUUGAAGCAUUUAAACGGAGCCUACAGUGUUGAGGAGGGACACGGAGAACUAAGAGACCCAUACCUUAAGGAAAUGAACAUUAAAACCUACCUUAUUAUUGAUCCAAGGUCACAGCAACGUCGGAUUCAGAACAAUCACAUUCCCAGACCUCGAGUAAAUGAUGGUCUCAAGGUUCGGCCUUCAGUCAGGAUGACAAGAUAUCUUGAAUCAUGGGGGGCAGUCCGUCCUUUCUCUCAUCUUGACUCCAGUGAGCCCUCGAGCACUGAGAUACCAGUUGCAAAUGGAAAGCCAAAACGGGAAAUCCCACUGCAAGGUUUGGGGCGUCAGGUUCAUACAGAAAGGACCAUUUCACAGAAAAGGAACCAGGAGGAAGAACUUCACGAUAGAAUGCUGAACACAAUCGAUGGACUCAGUUCAGUCAAGCCGUGGUUUGGGAAGUCGGAUGAUUUUUAUGCUUUCCUACUUUUCUUCACUGCCGACGGACUGGAAAGAGAGUAUCGCACCAUCAGAAUUCCAAAGAUACGAAAUUACUUCCUGUGUGCCAGUGUGGUGUUCCUCUGCAUUUUCCUAAUCCAAAUACUGGUGAUGCCCAGAAGUGUAAAGCUGGGUGUUUCUUUUGCUGUUGUGACCCUGCUGAAUAUUUUUGUGCUGCUUUUGUGCUAUGCAGACAAGUGUGCGAAUUUCUUUGAAGAGAGUUCAUCCACGUCACGUGCGCUGUGUUCUGUUGCGGAAAAGGUUGAAACCAACCCUCUAGUGCGUGUCACACUAGCUACACUGACUAUUGGGGCUCUUCUGGUAGUUGCCAUUCUUAAUUUGCCUUUAGACAAGACUCUCCAGAGCUGCAAUGGGUCGAGUCCAGGAGCAGACAAGUGUCAGAGCAUCCCAUAUUACAUAUAUUGCUGCAUUUUGGGAUUCAUUGCCUGCUCUGUGUUCCUACGAAUGAGCUUUGAAUUGAAGAUACUCCUGUUAUCUGCUGCCUUCAUUGUGUACAACAUCAUCAUAUUCCAUACUCAUGCGGACUUGUUCAAGAAUGGGCUACCAGCCAGCAACAGUACAACAGGGAUCAUGGAAGACCUGCAGCGGAUGUCCAGCUUCUACCUUUUUUUAUUCUACUUAACCUUAGUUUUACUGGCAAGGCAGGUAGACUAUUACUCCAGGUUGGACUGCUUGUGGAAGAAAAAAUUUCGGAAUGAAGAUGAAGAAAUUGAAACCAUGGAGAAUCUGAACCGCCUCCUCCUAGAAAACGUCCUGCCUGCACACGUGGCUGCGUAUUUUAUUGUGGAUAAUAAAAUGAAUGAGGACUUGUACCAUCAGUCUUAUGACUGUGUCUGCGUGAUGUUUGCUUCUGUGCCGGAGUUUAAAGUCUUCUAUACAGAGUGCGAUGUCAACAAAGAGGGUCUGGAAUGCCUGCGACUCUUAAAUGAGAUUAUCGCAGAUUUCGAUGAGCUUUUAAUGAAGCCAAAAUUUAGCGGGGUGGAGAAAAUUAAGACAAUUGGAAGUACUUACAUGGCAGCAGCAGGUCUGACCGUAACACCUGGACAAGAAAAUACCCAGGACCAGGAAAAGCAGAAUGCUCAAAUAGGAAUCACAGUUGAAUAUGCCAUGGCUCUAAUGCAAAAACUGGAUGGAAUUAACAGACAUUCGUUCAAUAACUUCCGUCUACGUGUGGGGAUAAACCAUGGACCUGUUAUUGCCGGAGUCAUUGGCGCUAGGAAGCCUCAGUACGACAUCUGGGGGAAUACUGUGAAUGUGGCUAGCAGGAUGGAGAGCACAGGGGAACUUGGCAAAAUCCAGGUGACGGAAGAAACGUGCCGUAUUUUGGAAGGACUGGGCUAUUCCUGCGAGUGCCGAGGACUAAUCAACGUUAAAGGAAAGGGAGAACUCAGGACAUACUUUGUCUGUACAGACAUGGCCAAAUCCCAGAGCAUUGGCAUGAACUAACCCUGCUACUGGUUUUACCUUGCUAAGGCACAAAGUAGCGAGAAUUGUUUUACCUGCUGCCUAAUUUUCUAUGAAGACAUUGCCAAAUUAGUAGAUAAUGCUCCCAUUCCAUAUGUAAUGGAGAUCUUUUACAGUACCUGGACUGCUGGUACUCCUCUAAAGACCAGCAUCGGGAAAUACGAGAUGAACAUAUUGCAACUUGUGAGCAUUGUCAUGUGCCAGAUAUACAGUAUUUACUCAAUGAAGGUUGGGUGUGCCGCAUGAAGUGCUGGGUUACGCAAUAAGCCCAUUACUUAUGACAGUAUAUUUUAGUAAAUGUUAUUUAAAUGCUAUCAAGCUGCACCUACAGGACCAUAAUGAAUUACUUUUAUGGACAUUGAAAUGAUGAAAGUUUGUGGACAGCCAUUGUGCCUUGCCAAAUCUGUGCCUUUUGCUGUGAGAGUAAUAAGUAAGGUUAGCGGAAAAUAAGAAAUACAAUGUCCGUUUUUACUGGUUUAGAAGCUAAUAUGGAAGCCCUGGUCCUAACCAGCAGAUUGCUUGUGGUGGCUGUGAGAAGCCAGGCAGGCAAUGAGUUGUAGAUUUACAGCCACUUGAAACCAUCUAGCAGUAUGCACCACUUCAAUUCAGGAAUUGAAGGAAACGUGGUCGUCAGAGACCUUUUAAAAUUGUGCGAAAUGGUCAUGACAACCAACUCUAAGCACGAUUUAUCUAUAGCCAUUAUAUAAUGGGACUGGAUGUGGUACAGCUGCCCAAUUGUUUUAAUCUGCAUUGCAAGAGAUGCGGAAUAACACAUACACACACAUUCAGUCCCCCUUUGCUGUAUAGUUGGAAAGCAUUGUUUUUAAAGUAUUUAGUAAUGACCUUAAUUAUAACGUCACUUACUUCCCAUGCACUGCCAAAGCCUAAAUUACAUUUAGGAAGUGAGAGAGGGUGAAAGUAGGAAUUUCUGAUUACACGUGUAAAGUAUUUUAAGAGGGCGUGCUCUAAUACAGAGAGGAAAUCUCUCACAGUUUGUGGUUAUAUUAAUCCAAAGAACUGUUUUAAUUUUUUUUUAUGUCAAAUUGUAUAUGGUGAAGUAUUGUUCUUGUAUAAAAGCCAGGUGGUACCCACUGGCAUUUGAUUUGUAUUUAUAAAUGGAAGUGCAAAUGCCCAGUGAAACAGAAUAA
Molecule: messenger RNA, 5089 nt
Organism: Pseudophryne corroboree (corroboree frog)
Lineage: Eukaryota; Metazoa; Chordata; Amphibia; Anura; Myobatrachidae
Gene: ADCY7
Product: adenylate cyclase 7
Exons: 26
Coding region: 729-3923 (1064 amino acids)
Biological process (GO): intracellular signal transduction; adenylate cyclase-activating G protein-coupled receptor signaling pathway; adenylate cyclase-inhibiting G protein-coupled receptor signaling pathway
Cellular component (GO): plasma membrane
Molecular function (GO): adenylate cyclase activity
Source: RefSeq, a predicted model, not a curated record